Molecule: messenger RNA, 5177 nt
Organism: Nicrophorus vespilloides
Lineage: Eukaryota; Metazoa; Arthropoda; Insecta; Coleoptera; Silphidae
Exons: 12
Coding region: 516-4754 (1412 amino acids)
Cellular component (GO): cytoskeleton
Source: RefSeq, a predicted model, not a curated record
UAUUUAGUAAUUUACACGAGAGUCAAAUUCUGUUGAAUAUUUUGUUGUUAUAUUAUUGCAUGCAUUCAUGCGUGAAAGAGGCUAAGUGAAAUGAAAAGAGUUUUUUGUUUUAAAUGUUGAAGUAAUGCGCGUUCGCGAGUGUAAAUGCAUUUUAUUACAAAACGCACGUGAAUGAAUGAGAGAGUUCUGUGUUUAGUAUUCAUUUGCUCAGUCUUAAGUACGACUACGCGACCUUCUCUAUUACGGGAGUUCAUUGGCUCUAAACACUGAGAGGAUCCCAGCCUCAGUAUGCUUCCAACUCACAAUAGACUUGAACGCGUUCGCACUGUGUGAAACAGAAGAAAAGAAGUAAUAAGAAAAGAAAUAGCAAGGGGGAGUAAAAGAGGAGCGCGUCUCGGUCGUUCCGGAUGUUCCGGCGAAAGUGUUCUGUAAUUGUGUGAUCUACAGUGAUUGAGAAUUUGGACUUAGUAUCCAGCCAUCUACCAUCAAUCAACACCAUCCAUCGAUCAUCCGUCAUGGGCGAAGACGGCGGAGGUGCGAACAGUCCGCGCCGGCUAAGUCAAAUUUUCGAUCCGCUCUCGCGACUUAGCGAAUUGACUCGCGAAUCGCGUUCUACUCCGACUAGUCCAAGACUGUUACCGCGACGCGCCCGUGAUCCCAAUGCGACGUCUUCGCAGCAGUCGCAGAUGCAACCGCUGGCCAGCUUCGAUUCCCUGAUGGACCCCGGGGGACACCACUCAUCUGCAGGUGUUAAUUGGCAGGAAAAAUGUUUGGAAUUACAAUUGGAGUUGCACCGCAGUAGGACCCAGGCCACCAGAACAAGGGACAUGCUACGGGAAAAGCUUUCCGAGCUCGAGCAGCGAGUUCUCGAAGCGGAAGGCCGUGCUGAAGAGGCGGAGGAUAAGGUACGAAUAAUGGAACAGAAGCUAGCAUGGUCGCAGCAAAGUGAUUCCAACACGACUCAGAUAUCGCGGCUGGAAGGUGAAGUUGAGGAGCAACGUCAACUUCGCCUUCAGGACGCGAGACAGGUCGAGGCGAAGGCGGCCCGCAUCAAGGAAUGGGUUACGAAUAAGCUCAAGGAGCUAGAGCAGCAGAACCAAACACUCCGGGAGCAGAAUAUCAAGUGCAACCAGCAGCUGGAACUGCUGAAGAAUCACCUGGCCUUAGCAGACCGCCGUCGAUCGGAAAGCUGUUCACCGGAGCCGAAGGGUGCGGCGUCAUCUUCAACGAGACACCGUCGACACCAAUCCGUAUGUGUCUCAGCGAGCUUCGAACCGUCACACCAACCCCUCAUACCAAGCAACCUCGUAACCAGCGUCAAUUUUCUACCUAGCAACUCCAGUAUGGAUCCUUUAACUGAAGAUCUUUGCGCUGCAGUUGAUAAUUUAAGUUUGGGCCGAGUUCCUAGCAGUGCUUCAGAUUCUGAUUUGGCACAUGAUUAUGCGGAGAUCUAUACUCCCAGCAGGGAGAAGGUAGCCUGGCCCAGGGCACCAACGCCUCCUCUGCACAGAUUCCCUAGCUGGGAGGAUAGGAUUUACCAAGUGGCUGCAGGUGGCCUCACCUUGACCGGUACAACACCCAGCGACAUGGGCCCAGAACAAGCUGGAUACCAAGACAUUCCUGUACCAGUUUACGCAACCGUCAAGGGAAGGGCCAGUCAGAUUCGCUCAAUGCCUUUCACCGGUGAUUCUUCGGAUGAUUCCAGCGACGGUGAAGGCAACAACACAACGGCUGUUGAUGGUGGCACAAAUACACACAGUAGAAGCUCAGGAGAAACUUCCGGGUCGAGUCCAGGCAAGAGGACGGCUUCCAGCAGCAGCGGAUCUCCGAGUAAAAGUAAAACGCGUGGCGUUUCAGAUACUUCCUUUGAAUCGGGCAUGUCUGAUGAUUAUGCAGUACCACCGGACGCAUUGAGUUGCGACACGACGAGUCUAGAAUCUUCACUUUUACUAAGAGCCUCUUAUUUGGAUAGCCCUAAACGUACGGAAAACUUAGAGAAGAGUGGUUCAUUGGCUAAAUUAGGUGGUAAACUGAAGACUUGGCGGAAACGCUGGUUCGUGUUAAAGCACGGCGUGUUGACCUACUAUAAAAGUCAAAAUGGAAAACCGCAAGGGCAAAUCCUGUUAGAUGAUAUAUGCAAAAUCACGAGGGCAGAAGGAUCGAAUACCUUUGAAAUCGAUACCGGGAAGAAGACGUAUUAUUUAACUGCGGAUUCAAUUACGGCCAUGGAAGAUUGGGUCAGGAUUUUGCAAAAUGUGCAGAGAAGAAACGCAACAAAGUUAUUAUUAAGUAGAGAAGAAAAUAAACCCGCCGUGCAGGGAUGGCUUACAAAAGUGAAAAACGGACACGCCAAGAAAUGUUGGUGCGUUCUGAUUGGAAAAAUGUUCUUGUAUUUCAAAUCACCAACAGACACACAGACACCUGCCGGUCAAAUAAAUAUGCGGGAUGCCCGCGUCGAGGAAGUUGAACAUUUAUCAGAUUCUGAUUCGGAAGAGCGUGAUUCAGAGAGUCCAGAUUUAACAAUUGGCAUUUUCCCAACUAAUCAAGGUCCUACGUAUCUCUUAUGCCCCGGUAAACAGGAAAAGGAUGCAUGGCUUUAUCAUUUGACUGUCGCCAGUGGCGGUGGGCCAAGUACAGGAACACAGUACGAGCAACUCAUUCAUAAAUUGAUGGAAGUUGAUGGAGAUCCAAAUUGUGUUCUCUGGCGCCAUCCCGUUUUACUACACGUGCCUUGUACCAAAGAUGGAGCUAUCCCUUCGUACUUCCCCUUGACCACUUUAUCUACAGAAACAUUACAAGCGGAAGCAAUUAAGCUAUUCAAAUGUCUUCAAUUGUUCAUGUCGGCUGCUGUGGACCAGGCGGGAAUAGACUAUCAUGUGGUUUUAGCCCAAAACGCACUUCAGCAGUGCUUGGAUAUGCCAGAACUUCAAGCGGAACUUAUCUGCGCUCUCGUCAAACAGACUAGCAAGAGUGCUCCACUACCCAAACUGGGCGUUCAGGUAUCUACACAAAAAUUGCUUAAGAAAGGUCAACUGCUGCUUUGCGCUACCCAGAGUUUGUUCACUUGCGAGACAACUCCAAGUAUUAAUAGUACCUCUGAUCAACAAAUUGCAUCUUCUAAUAUACAGGCUGUCCAAGAAGAGAAAUACAAAGAGCAAAAGGAAUCAUAUAAAGAGCACAAGGACCACAAAGGCCCGCCAAGUUUUACUUUGUUGCAAGGGUGGCAAUUGCUCGCAUUAGCAGUGAGCCUGUUUGUGCCUAAAUCUUCCAGGUUACUCUGGUUUCUUAAAUUGCACUUGCAAAGGAAUGCGGAUAACCGUUCUGAAUGCGGAAAGUACGCUUCGUACUGUGAACGAGCUUUGGAAAGGACCAUUUUAAUGGGUGGACGUGAAUUGAAACCAUCUCGGAUGGAAGUUUUGAGUAUUUUAAUGAAGAAUCCUCAACAUCAUUCGUUACCGCAUUCGAUGCCAGUUCAUUUGCUGAACGGCACCUAUCACAUUUCAAGUUUCGAUGGCUCUAGUACUAUUAAAGAAUUUCAGGAUAGUUUAGCACACGAAAUUGGCUGUAGAGUAACGAAUGGUUUCGCGCUGUUCAGCGACGAUCCCAUAGAGAAAGAUUUAGAGCAUACUUUGGACCCGAACGCAAAGUUAUGCGAUUUAAUUUCGAAGUGGGAAAUAGCGUUGAGGGAGAAGGGACUCGGCAAGUUUGAGAACAGCCGCGUCAUUCGGUUGACUUAUAAGAACCGAUUGUGGUGGAAGAAUAGUGCACGAUUGGAAACGGAUAAAGAGCGAUUACUGUUAUGCUACCAAGUGAACAAGCAAAUCGUGGCCGGACGGUUUCCGUUGAGCAGGGAAUUAGCUCUGGAAUUGGCCUCGUUGAUGGCACAAUUGGAUAUGGGCGAUUGCUCUUUGAGCGUUAAGAACACUCUGAACGCGAAGAUUGUGCAGAGCGCGAACGCCACGUUAAGUGCCCAAAGUUCCUCGCACAAAAACUCCAGUGGGACUUUAAAUGGGCAGACCCAUGCAACAGUUCAAACAUCACACACGCUCAACGCCUUAAACAAUGUUCAUAACAUCCUUACGGCGCACUCGAAUCAAACCCUCAACGCCAUUGACAAAUUCUACCCUUACCGGUAUAGAGAUCAACUAUCUCAGGAUGGUCUAAGCGAGCUUCAAGCUAAAUUAUUGGAGAAAUGGCGGAGCCUGAAAGGCAGAACUCAGUUGGAUUGCGUAAGGAUUUAUCUUACGUGUUCGAGAAAAUGGCCUUACUUCGGAGCUACACUAUUCCAAGCGAGAUUAAGGCAACAUGAUUCUCCGAUGAUUUGGUUGGCUGUGAACGAAGACGCAAUAACCGUUUUAGAUUUAGCAACGAUGCAGCAACGUGUGCGAUAUCCGUACACCAAUGUUUUAACUUUCGGUGGCUGCCAGGAGGAUUUCAUGCUGGUCGUUACUCAGAACGACCAGCAACCAUCUCAGAAGCUGAUCUUCUCCUUGAGUAAACCGAAAAUCCUCGAGCUGACGCUGCUGAUAGCGGAUUACAUGAAUCUGCUGAUAAACAACCCUGGCACUCCGUUGUUGGGCACGUUGAGCAGAGGAACCAUGGUUUCAGUGAACCAAUCACUGGUGAACCCCUCUAUAAUUAGUCAGACAAUUGCGAAUCAGUCGCAACCGGAUAUUCUGAAGUCGACUCCGGACCACGGGGUGCAGAGAUCGGACUCGAAGAGACGCACUCACGUCGAUUCGGGCCUAGCGUGAUAUUAUUAAAAACUUGUGAAGUUUUUUCGUAACAAUAAUAUUUUAUAUAUAUAUAUGACGAUGAUUAUAAUUUUUUAUUUUGUGAUUACUAAGUUGCUUCAUAACUGAUUAUUAAAGAGAUUGAGGAUGAAAUAAUACAAGCAUGUGCCACAUGUACAUUGAAUGAUAAAUAUUUAGCGGCAACUUUCAGUUUACGAUUUUAGUUACGUCUUUUUUUUGUAAUUUUAAAUAUUUUAUACAUAUUUUCAAUUUAUUAUUUAUAUAUCGAUAUUAUAAUUGUAUAAUGAGAACUAAAAGGUAUAUCAUUUUCAAUGUGAAACUAGUCUGUCUGUAUUUUGCAUGUUGAACCAGUUACCAAGAUAAUUGAGAUACGUUAUUAUCUAUUGACUUUUUUUUUACUUGGAAAAGGAGAUACGAAAGAAA